ACAGCUGAUUUUUUCGGCAAGUUAGGGUAAGGUCUCGGUUCUCUCUGUCGUUCGAGAGAUCAGAGAAUUCCACAGUCAAACGAAAAACUGGAAUUCUUGAUCUUGUUUCACAACAGUUACAUUGGUUAACGUUUGAGACAGAGAUCUGAUAUUGUCCCUUAUUUUCUCGUGUUACCAGAAAUUCCGCUAUCUUCGUUUUAAUACUGCCACGUUCGCCAAAGACAGCUCGCAAUCGGGAAAAGGGUGUUGAACAAGGCCAGGGGCCAGGGCCAGUCUCGGCAGGGAGAUCAGAUAGAGGAGUCGUUUGGAUCGGAACAUCUCCAUGUCUGAGCUGGCGAGACUUAAAAAGGAUCAAUCAAACAAUCAGCUUUACCGACAAUUUCUUUUGAACCAUGGUGAAAGUCAUCACAGUAUCGUUGGAGCCAAGGCCAACCAUGAACCUGAUAGUACUACCAUGAAUGAUCAAUCCCCUACAAUGAGUGUCAUAUCAGCUACCGCUGCUAGAGCAGGAUACCUCCAGCAUAGACCAGGAGGAGCUCUUGGUCGAUGGAAGAAGAGAAGAUCUUGGUUUGUCCUUGACCGUUCCACGUGCUAUCUUCUAUUCUUCAAAUCUCAACAUGAUACAGGACAACCCCUUGGUGUUAUCGAUGUCAAGGAUGCUUGCAUCUCACUUCUUCUUGAACAUUCCAACCAAUUCCUCAUUGCGUGAGUGAUGAUACACUGGAUGACUUCAAGUUUGGUGUUGACCUUUUGGUGUCGGUGUUGGACUAUUUUUUUUGAUCAGCACAACACCAUAAUAAAAAUUAGACUGAUAUUAUGAAAGUCUUGCUUGGUGUUGAGCUAUCAAUCAUGUGAUUUGGAUCACUUAUGUAAACUCAGAUUAGGUUUUGGUCUCGUGGACAUCUAACUUAAUUGUGCUUCUGACACCAACACCAGCACCAACACCAGACUUGAAAUAACCCAAUUUACAUAGUAUAUGAAUGAUUUAUGUCUUGUUACUUGCACUUAAGGUUCUCUCUAAUGAGGUAUAUCUCGGAAUCAAAAUGAGGUUUACUAGCUAUCAAUUGUGGUGAUAAUGAACUGAUGGUAAGAUUCAGGGUAUAUCUGCUUGCAAAGUGAUGUUCUAUUUACCCUCACCUCCCCUCUUCGUUUUUGCAUGUCACAAUUGCCCCCUCUCAAAGAAAUCUUUUCCGACUUGAAUAUCAUGGAGAUGCUCCUGAUCUCUAUUACUCCUCGUCGCAUAUAUCCCCAUUGAAUGCAAUCUUGCUAUAGUACAACAUUCUUAAUUUAUUACAUCCUUCUGUGAUGAUUCAUUUUUCAUUUAACACAUGAUUGAUAAGUCGAAACUCAUUUGUGCAGAGGGAAAAAUAUAGAGGGGCAUAUGAUGGUGCCCUGUGGGACUCCAGACUCCAGCUGACAGAGAGAGAGAUGGAUAUAAGGGUCCCAUCAACAAGACUGACUUUGGACAUGCCUAAUGAAAAAAAGUGUAUAUCCACCCUAAAUGAAUGUUUGAAAAUAAUUUAUUCUUGUGGAAUAUUAUAAGGAAGUCUUCAAGUAAUAGUUUAAGAGGAUACAUGUACACAUAUUCAUCUUUUUGUAGUGUUCAAGUUUCCCUGGUUGACAGUAUACAUGUUGAAGGAAAAAAAUGUACACGUCUUUAAUAAUGUAGAAAAGAGUUCCGGGGGGGGGGGGGGGGGUGUAGAAGGACGGGUGUUGAAGCAAAAUGUACUGGGCUUACCACAAUGCAAACUAUGACAAAAUGGAAGGAAUUUUAAAAGAAGGCUGAUCUGAGAGAAAUGUGAUCAUACCUUCCUUGUGUGAUGGGGGUAUACAUCAAAUGAGACACUUGGUAAAUAAACCCAGUCUCUCCUUUCUCCCUUGAUAUUUGCAUUAUCUUCAUUCCUCCCGUUCAACUUUCAAUGUUCAUCUCAACCCGCAUUUCAUUCUCUGAGGGAAUUCAAAUGCAUGACAUUUACAUUAUUUCCCAGGCAUUUUGAAAUAACGUAUUUGAUUCUUAAAGCUUGCUCACACAGUAACGUCAUGAGUGUUGUAUGUCUAGCAAGAUAGGGAGAGUGGUUACUUUACCUGACUGCCAAGAUUCAAGCGUCAAGAUUCAAGAUUAAUUAUUAAAACAGCCCAAAAGCUGAAUUGACAAAUGUCUUACAAAACACAUUAAAAAAUACAUGUGAAAUUCACAAAUAACCAACAUUACAAAAGAAUCAUGAAAUUACAAUAACAAUUACAAUAUAAAUUCAAAAUAUAAGGAUAUCAUCAAAAUAAUAGUGCAAAUGUGAGAUGAGAUUUGAAAAGCUGUGAGAAGAUGUAUUUUACUUCUCGAUUGAUUGACUGAGUUGUAAGGUUUGAAUGGCACUUGAUAUGAAAUUAUAAUGGGUGAUAGGUGAUGGGUAAUAGGUGAUUAAAAAAACAAUUGAAGAAAAGGAAAGUUGUUAUAACCAGUCUGUAAAUUGAAUAUUAGCAAUUGAAAAGGUAAAAUCAGCUUGCUGGCUUGUGUGAGAGAAACUUAG
This is a messenger RNA of Lytechinus pictus (painted urchin), 2525 nucleotides long. RefSeq names its product TBC1 domain family member 2B-like. The transcript has 3 exons. NCBI's taxonomy places the organism in Eukaryota, Metazoa, Echinodermata, Echinoidea, Temnopleuroida, Toxopneustidae. The record is from RefSeq and is a predicted model, not a curated record. Bases 323 to 709 code for a protein of 128 amino acids.